UUCCGCUUCGAACUGGAGGGCAUUCACAGCCGGCUCCAAUGUCAGGCACAGCGCGUCUCGUGAGCGACCUUAAGAGAUUCGCAGACCUUCAGUUCAGCCUCUUCACUAAACGCUAUGGCCACCAGAUUAGGGACAUUCUCGAAUUCCCCAUAAAGGUGGUCUUGACCCCUUUCACACUUCCCUUACAAAUUGCUGGCUCCGCCCAUCGUGGCUAUGGCGUCCCAGAGUUCAUUUCUAAUCUCUCUUAUUCUGCAAUUUUCGCAGUUGCUACGUUGGGAACGUAUGAUAUUGCAUUGGAGCUGGGAAAGAAACUGGUUUGUUCGAGUGACUGUAGGACUUGCAAUGGCUGGAAGGCUUUGCAGUGCACAAUGUGCAAGGGUUCUGGGAUGGUGCAAUACCAGGUGAAAGAUUACCAUCUGCAUAGGGGUGAGAAGCCAACAGCUGAAUGCAUUGCAAAUGCCAUAGCUGAGAACCGAGCUGAGUUAGUGCACUUUCCUUCAGCAGUAGACCUUCCCUUGCCACUACCAUCUAAAGAUUGUCCCACUUGUGGUGGAUCUGGUUCUAUGAUAUGCCCAGAAUGCGAAGACAUGCCACCAAUCAAGAUAUCUGCUGAUAAUAUAAUGGAGCCUCCAUGGAUACCGUAUAAUAUAAUGAGAAAGAUAGACUACCCCUAUGAGCAUAUAGUUGAGAGUAUGAAAGACCCCAGCAUUGCAGCAUUUUGGUUGAUUACCUUACCUCAGGUAGUAGGAGGAUUUAAAUAUGAAGAUGAUGUCAAAAGGAAGAUAUGGUGGCAGUACAAGGAAUCUAUGCGGUACGAUCUACUAAGAGAUGAGGUUGUCAAGCGAAAGCCUGGAUGGGAAUACUUGCAAGAAGCUUUGAUCUCAAUUGAUCCUGCCCGUGCUAGGGAUGAUCCUGUUGUCAUAAAAAAUAUCCCCUAUUACAGGGCCUUGAAGGCGCUAGAAGCUGAAGUAUUGAAACUUGACCCUCCUCCGCGUCCUAAUGAUUGGGGAGAGUUGAUCCUUCCUCUUAAUAUAUCUUCUUGGACUGAAGAAGAUCUCAAAGAUCCAAAAAGACUCGAUGAAAUGAAAGUCCUUCUUAGUGCACAAAAAGAAAUUGCAGAGCAGAUGCUGGAUGCUCAGUGGCAAGCCGAGUGGCGGGAAGAAAAGCUAAACAAAAUGUUGGAGGAGAAGGUACAGCCAUACAUUCAGAACAUUGACAAUGGUGUGCUUUCUCAGCCUAUUAUAAUAAAGAAAGAGACACAAAAGAAAAACCGCAGGCAAAGGCGAUGGUGGUUCUUUUGAUGACAUCUAUAUAUAUAUUGUAUUCUGUAAGACUGUAACACAAACUAUAUUUUCCUGGCUCGGUGAAGUAUUUUAUAUUGUAAGCUUUUUCUAUAUUGUAAGCUUUUUCUAUGUUAGUACUUCAGGGGGAUAAAUUAUGUAUGAUCUCCACUCCUGAAUUUGUAGUUUCAGACAAUAAAUGGAUGCUUAUUACUUUCUUC
Messenger RNA from Cuscuta europaea, 1501 nucleotides. The record is from the annotation of a GenBank genome assembly. Lineage: Eukaryota; Viridiplantae; Streptophyta; Magnoliopsida; Solanales; Convolvulaceae.